Pristis pectinata (smalltooth sawfish) is the source of this 708-nucleotide messenger RNA. It is a transcript of the gene sdhaf2, whose product is annotated as succinate dehydrogenase complex assembly factor 2. NCBI's taxonomy places the organism in Eukaryota, Metazoa, Chordata, Chondrichthyes, Rhinopristiformes, Pristidae. Gene Ontology annotation, cellular component: mitochondrion. Bases 205 to 681 code for a protein of 158 amino acids. Gene Ontology annotation, biological process: mitochondrial respiratory chain complex II assembly; tricarboxylic acid cycle; mitochondrial electron transport, succinate to ubiquinone. The record is from RefSeq and is a predicted model, not a curated record. The transcript has 4 exons.
ACUUCCGAUCCUGAUCCAGUAAGCGGCCUUGUUGCUUCGCCCCGGGGUAUCAGGGCCCCCCAGCGCCCAGACCACGUCUCCUGUUGCCAGCCAGCGCCUCGCCGGCUCUCGGACCACGUCUCCUGUCGCCAGCCGGGAAGACUUUCGGUGUUGCUGUGGAUAGCUCCGGGUUGUGCAGCAGUUGUCAGUCUGCACGGGUGAAGGAUGUCGAUCGUGCGAAAUGUUUGGUGCCUGACCAGAGGAAGGGUUGCACGGGCCAUACUCGGUGCUUCCCCUAUCCGAACAUAUCGUGGCGAUACUUCUGAUGAUAUGACAGAUAUCAUACAAAUACCACUGCCUCCAUGGGAAGAGCGAAUCAAUGAGCCACUGGACACAAAGCGAGCCCGUCUGCUAUAUGAGAGCCGUAAACGUGGAAUGCUAGAGAAUUGCAUCUUACUGAGUUUCUUUGCAAAAAAGCACCUUAAUGAAAUGACCGAGAAGCAGCUAAGUUUGUAUGAUAAACUGAUCAAUCAACCAACCAAUGACUGGGAUAUUUACUACUGGAUGACAGAAACCAAGCCCACUCCUCCAGAAUUUGAUAAUGAAGUAAUGACUUUGCUGAAGGAAUUUGCCAAAAAUCGUAACAUGGAACAUAGAGCAGGGCAGCCUGCCCUCGACUAUCUCUUUGAAGACAAAAAUUAAAAUGGGUUUAUAUUACCCUUACAUGAA